AUGUCGCUUGCGCCCCCCGUGUCGCGGUUACCGUCUGAGAUACUAUGUGUCAUCUUCCUGUCGGUCCAUCGCCAGCAGGACGACGAUGAUCGGCAUGACGGCGCACCUCCAUGUUUGCCUCUCUCACAUGUGUGCAAACGGUGGAGAGAGGUCACUCUGGGGAUGCAGGAACUGUGGUCUGCUUGGCCUCGGUAUCAUACCAUCGACUUUCAUUGGACGUUCCUCUGUUGUGAACGAGCGAAGACGAUCCCGCUGGACCUGAAGUGGAGGGUCUGGACCUCUUCGAAAGGAGAUGCAGAACAGGCAUACUACUCACGAUUGCGCCGCACCCUUUUGCACGCCUCUCGAGCAAAAUCGCUGGAUAUCGACCUCGGUUCCUCCAAUAAGGUCGCAACUGCCUUAUGGAUCAACGAAGCUUUGCCAGCGCUAUCAGUGCCUUUCCCGCUCCUGGAAGUCUUCUCGUACCAAUCAGACGUUGUAGAGGUUAUAGAUGAGCGUAUGCGCUGUUUGCCAGUCCGUCUGUUCGGAGGUAUUAUCCCGCCCCUUCUACGUGAAGUCAGCCUCGGUGGCUGUGAAGCUCCGUCAUGUUGCCCCAUCUAUUCGGCGAACCUUCGCUCCUUGCAACUCACGGACGCUCGCGCAUGGACAAAUGUUGGCGACAUGAUACGACUAUUCCAAUCUAUUCCCAACCUCGAGGAGUUUCAAUACUCCCUCAGCACUCCUUAUCACGUCGAUUUCGCUUACGACUACAUGCCCUCGCAACACCAUCCGCUUCGCGCCGUCGACAUGCAUCGCAUGAAGAGCUUCCAGCUAUUCGAAGCCAAGUUCAUACCGGGCAUCCUCAUAUUCAGCUACCUUGCGCUUCCUGCUGAAUGCGGAAUCUACUUUGGGUGGAGCGAGUAUGGGCUCGCUGAAGAGAUGGAUCAACGGGAGAUAGAACAUGCCCUGCGGUAUAUGCACAUAGGCGCCCAAGCCUUGAGCCUCCACUUCAGUUCAGCGCUUGAGGAGAACAAAGCAUACUAUCAGUCCGUCAAGGUCUCGAACAAGAGCGUGAGGCCAUUGAGAUAUCUGGACAUCGACAAAGGUCGUCGGCUCCCGCUCGAUAUCAGCUUACAAGCUCCUCUCUUGGAUACGCGACAGAUGCGCAUGCGAGACGAACCCUUGCUGCUCACAGCUCUGCAACCGGUGUUCCUUCAGGCGACAUAUCUCCUUCUUACCUACGAGCGCACCUUCAGCGAGUCCGACGACGACGAUGGCGACGAGUGGAUAGCGUUGUGGCUUGACCUACAUCACUACCAGAAAGUGACAGAGCUACAUCUCUCCGGUGAUACUCUCGAUUGCUUCGCCGCAUACCUUCGCCUGCGCGAGGUUAGAUCGUACCCACCGCUAUUCCCAGCCCUUGGCGUUAUCACAAUCUCUCACUUCGACUUCAUUCAGUCUGCAGAGGACACAGCUGAAGAUGGUCGGUCGGUGUUGCACGACUUUGGGACCGCGGUGGAACGAGCGUACGGAGCGUCCGCGUCUUUCGAGCGUGUCUAUGUUGGGGCAUCAUGCAAGGGUCAGAAAGACGCCAUCAAGCGUCUGAGACUCUAUCUUGGGACUACGCGGGUUCGGGGCGAUGCUAGGGAGUAG
This is a messenger RNA of Peniophora sp. CBMAI 1063, 1632 nucleotides long. NCBI's taxonomy places the organism in Eukaryota, Fungi, Basidiomycota, Agaricomycetes, Russulales, Peniophoraceae. The record is from the annotation of a GenBank genome assembly.